AUGCCUGAAACAUCAUCAGUUAUAACAACAGUUGAUAGUAUUCUUUAUAAAGAUAUUGUUAAACUUGUUUUAUUAUGUACAAUUAACGAAGAACCAUCAAUAUCUUCAUCAUCAACUGUAUAUUUAACGGAGUUAGCAUCAUUGGAUAUUAAAGAAUGGACUAAAAGUCGAGUUGAUCAAGCAUUAUUUGAACGUCUUCAAAUGUCUGAUCUAUCAGAUCAAUUGAUAACAACUAAUAGAAAUGAAAUUUCAAGUGAAAAUCGUUGUUUAUUUUAUUUAUCCGAAUGUUAUCAAAGACUAUUACGAGAACGAAAUUAUUUUCAAGUAAUAUUCGAUGAUAUUCAAAAGUUACUUAUCAAUCAUAGUACAACAGCAAUAUUAUUACCAGAUAUGUACAACGAUCAAAAUUUAUCUAAACAAUGGUUAGAAUUAUUAAUUGCAUCUCAUGAUAAUUCUUUAUUAUGUAAAUAUACUGAUCAUGUUAAUAAUGAAUUAUUAUUAUCAAGCAAGGAUGAAAUAAAAUUAUUUUAUAAAAAUGUCUUUCGUCAUAUGUAUAAAGCUAUUCAACCAUUGGAUUAUUUUUCUAAUGAAUUGAUUUCAUAUAUUGAUAUACUAAUUCAUUUAUCACAAUGGUCAGUACUUGUUCAAAUUAUCUUUGAAAUUUCUCAUCCAAAAACAAUAUCGAAUCGUUCUUCAAGAUCUUCUGAUAUGCAAUCAGCAGGCGGUCGAGCAUUUCAAGAUACAUUAAUUGGUAGUCUUCUAUCAAAAUCAACUUUACCAUCAAUACCAGGCAAACCUUUCGUAUAUUUUGAUAAACCUAAAUCAAUGAAUGAACGUGAUCUUGAAAUAACUACUAGAACAAUAUGUCAGCCAAUGAAAAUAUAUCAAGAUUAUUUAUCAAGAUUAUUUAAAGUUUUUGUUAAAAAUGCAGAUGUACGCAAUGAUGUUUUACAAUGGAUCGGAGAUUGUUUUUAUGAAAAUCAAGGAAAAAAUAAAGAAUGGUCAUCUCAUGAUCCAUUAAUACAAUAUGCAUUUGUUAGUGAUGGAUUUUUACUUAAUCUAAAUAUUGUUUUACUUAAUCUUGUAAAACCAUUUGCUGAACCAUAUUCAACAAAAUUGUUAAAAAUCAAUCCUUUGUAUAGUAUUUGCCAAAAUGAAACUGUUCAUUUAAAAGAAUUGUAUAAAGAAACACGAUUGAUUAAUUAUGAAGGGGAAAAUAAAGAUGAAAUAAUAUUUAAUUUUAUCACUCAAAGUUUUUAUAUGUCACAUCUUUGUUAUUCCUAUUCAGUACAUAGACUUCAUCGAAUAUUACUCAAAAUUAGUGAUGAAUUAUCAUGUAUACGAGAUGCUAUAAAAUCUCAUGGAAUUAAUCAUGAAAAUUCUAAACGAUUAGAAGAAUCAAUGCAAAAAGGUUUAACUGUUUUCUUCAACAUAAAAUGUGUAUUGAAUGAACCUUGUCUGUUGGAAUUAUCAAAUGCAUUAUUUACAGCAACAUGUACAUGGCUUGUUCAUCUCGCAGUAUGUCCUAAUCAAAAUAAGAAAUUAGAAGAACAAAUACAUGUCAUUAUUAAAUUGCCAUUAACUUCGGAGCCAAAUCAACAAUUAAGUUGUGUUCCAGAAUUUAUUAUAGAAAAUAUAAUUGGAUUUAUAAAAUCUAUUAAUCGAUAUAAUAAGCAAUAUUUUCAAUCAAUAGCACCAUCAAUUAAAGAAUAUGUCGAUCUUAUACUUGUAUUUAUGGGUGAUGCAAAUCGUUUACGUAAUCCUCAUCUACGUGCUUCAUUAGCUGAAGUACUUGAAGCUAUUUUACCGGACAAUGAUAGCCGAACAUUGAAUAAUUCGCUUGCUGAAACUAUUUUUAAAGAACAUCCAUUGAUCGAACAUUUGCCACGUGUACUUCUUGAUGUAUUUGUAUCGAUUGAAUUAACUGGACAAGCUGUAGCAUUUGAACAAAAAUUUAGUUACCGUCGUCCAAUGUAUGAAAUACUUGAAUAUAUGUGGAAAUUUGAUAAACAUCGAACACAAAUCCAAAAACUUGCAUCAUAUGCAGAACAACAUAUUGAAGAUGCUGAAGCUCCAUUAUUCUUACGUUUUAUCAAUUUAUUAAUGAAUGAUGCAAAUUUCUUAUUAGAUGAAGCAUUAACAUAUAUGGCACGAUUGAAACAAAAUCAAGAAGAAAAAGAACGUGAUGAAUGGAAUCAAAUGUCUGAAAGACAACGAGAAGAAUUUGAAAAUACAUUUCGACAUACUGGUCAAAUUGCUCGUUAUAUGAAUAUAAUGAGCAUUAAAACAUUAAUUAUUCUUAAUAUGAUAACACAAAAUAUACAAUCGAUAUUUUGUCAUCCAGCUAUUUGUGAACGACUUACUGCAAUGCUUAAUUAUUUUCUUCAACAUCUUGUUGGACCUAAACGACGUAAUUUAAAAGUUCGUGAUCUAAAUGAAUAUUUAUUUGAACCAUCAAAACUUGUAGCUAAAGUAACUGAUAUUUAUCUAAAUUUUGCUGAAUAUGAUCAAUUUUGUUCAGCUGUUUCAAAUGAUGGAAUGUCAUAUAAUGAACAACUUUUCCCACAAGCUAUUGAAGUACUCGAACGAAUUCGACAUUCACGCGAAAGAAUCGAUGCAUUUCUUAAACUUGGCGAACAUAUUAAAACAAUUGCCGAUCAACAUAAAGAAGAUGAUACUCUAUAUAGUGAUGCACCAGAAGAAUAUAUCGAUCAAAUUAGUUCUAUAUUAAUGAAUGAUCCUGUCAUGUUACCAAGUUCUCGAACAGUACUUGAUCGUUCAACUGUCAUUCGACUUCUACUUGAAAUUUUACCUCGUUCUUCAUCUUCACAAACACAACAAGCAAUGGCUUCUCGUAUUACUCUUUCACCAACCAUGAAGAAUUUUAUUCGUUGUGCUGGAUUAUCAGGUUCAUUGGCAAUAGGUUUAGGUGUCUAUGGAGCUCAUGCUAUGAAAGAUGAUACUCCUGAAGAACUUAGACGAUUAUUUCAAUUGGCUCAAACAUAUCAUUUACUUCAUUCUGUAGCUUUACUUGCUGUACCAUUAGUCUCACGACCCAUCAUUACAGGAUCAUUAUUUCUAGGUGGACUUUCAUUUUUUUGUGGUCCAAUGUAUUAUCGUGCUAUAACAAAUGAUCCACAAUUUCGUCAAAUCACACCAUAUGGUGGAGCUCUUCUUAUAGCUGGAUGGUUAUCGAUUGCAUUCCUUUAA
Adineta steineri is the source of this 3210-nucleotide messenger RNA. NCBI's taxonomy places the organism in Eukaryota, Metazoa, Rotifera, Eurotatoria, Adinetida, Adinetidae. The record is from the annotation of a GenBank genome assembly.